This is a messenger RNA of Sesamum indicum (sesame), 3548 nucleotides long. RefSeq names its product BRI1 suppressor 1 (BSU1)-like 1 (gene BSL1). The record is from RefSeq and is a predicted model, not a curated record. Gene Ontology annotation, biological process: brassinosteroid mediated signaling pathway. Gene Ontology annotation, molecular function: phosphoprotein phosphatase activity; protein binding. NCBI's taxonomy places the organism in Eukaryota, Viridiplantae, Streptophyta, Magnoliopsida, Lamiales, Pedaliaceae.
UUCACUUGGAUCGAUAAAACCCCAUUUCUGAAAUAUUUUGGUUUUCUAUAUUUGUCUGUCAUCAGUAAUAUAAAAAGGAGAAGACGAUGAAAAGGGAACAAUUUGUUUUAUUUUUUAUUUAAUAUAGAACUCAAAUUAUCUGGCAACCACUCCCAGUAGAGGGAACAGUUUCCGGUGGCACCCACCGCUGCUGCUCUGGAUCCACUGUUCUUUUUGUUACUAUUCUCAGUUUUAGGGUUCUGAUUCUUGUGGAUUUGUUGGGUUUCUUCAUUCAAUUCUCCGGUCAUUGGAUGUAUUUAGUCUGAAGUUUGAGAAUUUUCGGCGGAAUUGAGUUUGGUUGGAAUUUGUUCAUGGGAUCGAAACCGUGGCUUUGUCCGGCGCCGACGUAUCGAACUUUGGAAAGCUAUUGGGACACUGAUGACGACGCUCCGGGGCCGCGUUGUGGUCACACGCUUACUGCCGUAGCCGCCACUAAAACCCAUGGACCUCGCCUCAUUCUGUUCGGAGGCGCCACUGCCAUUGAGGGAGGCAACGGUGGCGCACCCGGCAUUCGGUUAGCUGGAGUGACUAAUUCAGUUCAUUCCUACGAUGUUCUCACUAGAAAAUGGACCAGACUUCGACCAGCUGGUGAGCCACCAUCUCCUAGGGCUGCGCAUGCAGCAGCAGCAGUUGGCACCAUGGUCGUGUUUCAGGGUGGGAUAGGUCCUGCAGGGCAUUCGACAGAUGACCUAUACGUGCUCGACUUGACAAAUGACAAGUUCAAGUGGCAUCGAGUUGUAGUUCAAGGACAGGGUCCGGGUCCUAGAUAUGGCCAUGUCAUGGACUUGGUUGCACAACGAUAUCUUGUCACGGUUAGUGGAAAUGAUGGUAAAAGAGUGCUAUCAGAUGCUUGGGCUUUGGAUACUGCACAAAAACCAUAUGCGUGGCAGAGGCUUAAUCCAGAAGGUGAUAGACCUUCUGCUAGAAUGUAUGCAACGGCUAGUGCCAGGUCUGACGGGAUGUUUUUGCUUUGUGGUGGAAGAGACGCUUCAGGAACGCCACUGGCAGAUGCUUAUGGAUUACUUAUGCAUCGGAAUGGCCUGUGGGAAUGGACUCUUGCACCAGGAGUGUCACCUUCUCCAAGGUAUCAGCAUGCUGCGGUGUUCGUUGGUGCUAGAUUGCAUGUUACUGGGGGUGUUCUUAGAGGUGGACGAGCAGUAGAAGGUGAUGCUGCAGUGGCAGUGUUGGAUACUGCUGCUGGAGUUUGGCUUGACAGAAAUGGGCUAGUGACUUCACGUGGAAACAAAGGACACAGUGAUCCCGAUCCCUCUUUGGAGUCUAUGCGUAGAUGUCGCCAUGCAGCGGCAUCUGUUGGUGUUCGAAUAUAUAUCUAUGGUGGUUUAAGGGGAGAUACUCUGUUAGAUGAUUUUCUGGUUGCAGAAAACUCUGAGUUUCAAUCUGACAUCACCCCAGCAUCACCAUCAGAGAGAGCCUUGACUAGUAGUCCAAGAUCAAACAAUGCUACUUUAAAUCCAUUUUCCUCCCCAUCAACUCCAGAUGACAGACCUGAAAUGCCCUCAUCUGGCUUUCUGAGUAUGGACAAAAAUUCUAUGGAAAAAUUGGCCGAGGCAUCUGCUGCUGAAGCUGAGGUUGCUAAUGCCGUCUGGCAAUCGGCUCAGGCAGCAUCAGCAAACCCAGAGGAAACGUCCUUAUCAGAUGUCAAUUCACAUUCUCCAGAGACGACUUCUGAAGGUAGCGACACAGAGGCUGAUGUUCGCCUUCACCCAAGAGCGGUUGUGGUUGCAAAAGAAGCUGUUGGGAACUUGGGGGGUAUGGUUAGGCAGUUGUCCUUGGAUCAAUUUGAAAAUGAAAGUAGAAGAAUGAUUCCAUCACAUAAUGACCUGUCAAAUCCCACUAAAAAGUUUGUAAGACAAAAGUCUCCUCAGGGCUUGCAUAAAAAGAUUAUAUCAACUUUGCUGAGGCCUCGGAAUUGGAAACCUCCUGUCAACAGAAAGUUCUUUCUGGACUCUUAUGAAGUUGGUGAGCUUUGUUAUGCUGCUGAGCAGAUUUUCAUGCAUGAGCCAACGGUCCUGCAACUGAAAGCCCCUGUCAAAGUGUUUGGUGAUCUUCAUGGACAGUUCGGUGAUCUGAUGCGGCUGUUUGAUGAAUAUGGAUUUCCUUCUACUGCUGGGGACAUUACUUAUAUCGACUAUUUGUUUCUGGGAGACUAUGUUGAUCGUGGACAGCACAGCUUGGAAACCAUAACCUUGCUCCUAGCUCUUAAGAUUGAGUACCCAGAAAAUGUUCACCUGAUACGUGGGAACCAUGAAGCUGCUGACAUCAAUGCACUUUUUGGUUUUCGCAUUGAAUGUAUUGAGAGAAUGGGAGAAAGUGAUGGAAUCUGGGCUUGGACACGUUUUAAUCAGUUGUUCAAUUAUCUCCCUCUUGCUGCAUUAAUAGAGAAGAAAAUCAUCUGCAUGCAUGGUGGCAUUGGGAGGUCAAUAAAUUCAGUAGAACAGAUAGAGAAACUAGAGAGGCCCAUAACAAUGGAUGCUGGGUCAAUAGUGCUAAUGGAUUUGUUAUGGUCUGAUCCCACUGAAAAUGAUAGCGUAGAGGGCUUGAGACCAAAUGCAAGAGGACCCGGUCUAGUGACGUUUGGGCCUGAUCGGGUCACGGAUUUCUGUAAGAAGAAUAAGUUGCAACUUAUUAUAAGAGCUCAUGAGUGUGUUAUGGAUGGAUUCGAACGGUUUGCCCAAGGGCAGUUGAUAACCCUUUUUUCUGCGACGAACUAUUGUGGAACGGCGAACAAUGCUGGGGCGAUAUUGGUUGUUGGCAGAGGAUUGGUCAUUGUUCCAAAGUUGAUUCAUCCCCUGCCACCUCCUCUGCAGUCUCCGGAGACAUCUCCAGAACGUAUGACUGAGGAGACAUGGAUGCAGGAGCUUAACAUUCAAAGACCUCCAACUCCUACACGAGGUCGCCCACAACCUGAUCAUGACCGAAGUUCACUUGCCUAUAUAUGAUGUCUACCCUUUUUGCUGUACAUGACUGUUCUUGAAAAAAAUGUCCUUAAGGAGCAUGAUUGUAGUUGGUUCAGAGUGGAAGCAAUGGAACCCAUAAUAACGGCAACCCACUACAAUCAGCACCCUCUGUUGUAUUUGAUACAAAUGCUUUUGAGAAGACUAAGAGAGUGGUCAGUUCUUGGUAAAUUAAGGUGAUCGAUCUUCCAUCAAGUUGCUUUCUUGAAAUGUGUACAAAGCAAGACAGGAGAUUUGGUAGGAGAUGGAGUUUCUGGUGUACAGAAGAGGAGACAAGUGAAGAGAAGAUUGUGACCCUCUUUGUGUUGUAAGUGAAAGAGUUACAGAAUAAUGAUUUAUAGUAAUGAUGAUAGAAAGGAUAGUAUAUUGAUAUGUAGGUGGGUGGUGUUGUUGAUUUUGACUAGUUUUAAGAAAAGUUGUGUAUUCAAAGAAAUCAUAGCGGAGUGCAUUUUUAUCUGUUCGUCGUGUGUAUAAAUUAUUGGACGUGUCUUCUAACUAAUAUUGUAUCAACCACAUCUCCAUUAGUUUAAACAA